GUGGCCUUUUUUAAUAUGCGUUUGAAACCGAGAGUUAUGUGUAGAAGUUGAAAAUGCCUGGAAGAUUUCUGGUCUCUGUCACUCCUUUUCCUGCCUUUUUGCACCUCUGCCUGAUUUGGAUGAUGUGACAUUCAGCGGGACACCGUAACCGAAGUCGUUCUUCAACGAGACAUCUGGCCAAAGAUUGUGUAGUAAUUCAAGAUGGCGAGUCAACCGCCAGAAGAUGCCGCAGAGUCUCAGGGGUCUGACGAGCUCGAGUGUAAGAUCUGUUAUAAUCGAUACAAUCUGAAGCAGAGGAAACCCAAAGUGCUGGAGUGUUGUCACAGGGUGUGUGCCAAAUGCCUCUACAAGAUCAUAGACUUUGGGGAUUCCCCCCAAGGCGUCAUCGUCUGUCCUUUCUGCAGGUUCGAGACGUGCCUGCCUGAUGACGAAGUUAGUAGCCUGCCCGAUGACAACAACAUCCUUGUAAACUUGACUUGUGGAGGCAAAGGCAAGAAGUGCCUGCCAGAGAACCCCACCGAGCUGCUGCUGACCCCCAAGAGGCUGGCCUCUCUCGUCAGCCCUUCUCACACUUCCUCCAACUGCCUGGUUAUCACCAUCAUGGAGGUGCAGAGAGAGAGCUCCCCGUCUCUGAGCUCCACUCCCGUGGUAGAAUUUUACAGGCCUGCAAGUUUCGACUCUGUUACUACUGUGUCCCACAAUUGGACUGUGUGGAACUGUACCUCCCUGCUGUUUCAGACAUCCGUCCGGGUGUUAGUUUGGUUGCUAGGUUUGCUGUACUUCAGCUCCUUACCCUUGGGGAUCUACUUACUGGUAUCUAAGAAAGUCACCCUUGGGGUCGUCUUUGUCAGCCUCGUCCCUUCGAGCCUUGUUAUUCUUAUGGUGUAUGGUUUUUGCCAGUGUGUUUGUCAUGAAUUUCUAGACUGUAUGACACCUUCUUCUUAAUCGAUAUGCAAACUAAGAAUUUGACGUACAUUUGACGUGUUUGAAGUUAGGUAAUUGAUCAUUUAUUUUCUUUUGUAUUCUCUACGAUUAGCGUCCAUGACAUUCGCAAAGCCAUCGGCCAUACGUUUGUAGUCUGUUUUCCAUCAAAAUGUUGACUCAGUUGGUUUUCCUGUAUGCUGGAAGUAAUAAUGUUCAUUUCUGCUUAGGUGUUAGCGAAGAAGAGGCAAAAAUGUAUGAGCUGGGCCCGCAUGGAGCUCUUCUUGUGAGGCUUCCCAGAGAAAGAGCAGGAUUUCACUCAGCUCUGCUGGACAGACUCCGGGGGCGAGGCGUGUUAGCCUACAGGAGAGGUCUUUGUGGAAGGUUAGGAAGGAACUGAUUCCUCUUCUCAUAAUCAGUGAUAGUCUAGGAUGGAGGGUGGACACAAGAGGAGAAUAUUCCAAGACACGUCUGUUUGAAAGGGGUGCACCCCCCUCAUUGUUGGAGCACCCCUGAGUCCUCUUCACGUGUUCUGUCUCUAAAGUUAAUGUUGCUCUCUGUGGUCUGCUAUCUGCUACUCCAGUUGAGGUGCUGGUUCCCUUUGCCCAUGCUCCCUUGCCAGGAGGAAACUCGUCCUCAUGCCCUUGUGUGGUUUCAAUUGAAUACCUGUUUUGCCGCACUACUAAAGAGAAUUAAAAACACUGAGGAAUUUGCAUCACAGUAAACUCCAUGACAGAAUAUGGCCACUUGUCUUUGAGACACACCCUUUCCUCCAGAUUUAUUUUCCUGUCUCCUCAGUCUUCUCCGAAAUUCCCACAGAGCAGUUAUUGUUCAUGGAAAUCUUCGUUUAAGUCUUUCCUUAAAACAGCUUAGUUUAGUUUUUUUUUUAAGCUGCGUUGUUCAACCAGCCCCACUCCUUAUCCUGAAUGAGGUUCCGUUUAAAUUAGUUCUAUAAGUUUAUGAGGGUUUUAUUUUUUCCUGUUGUGUUUUAAGUUCUAUUAUGGACUUAUUUAACUUAAUCCUAACAAUUUUGGGGAAACUGCGGCCGUGGAAACCCAGAAACAAUUAUUGAGAUGUCCUAGCUCACAGUUUGAAGGGCUGAGAGCCUCAGUAUUUUGCUGUGCUGUCCUGAGUUGUCCCAAAACGUAAUGGUUUCGGUUUAUGUGCAAAACUGUGUCGCAGUAGGCCAGGCCAAAAGGUGGGCAAGAAACACACAAAGCUGACGCCCAGCUCGGAAAGACCCUUCAAGGAAGUAAAAUGAAGGUGGCAGAGUGCAGCUUAACGUGUUGCAAUCCCUGUUGUUUUUAAGACCGUUUUAAAAUGGAUUCAAGUUCUUACAUGGUUUAUUUCGGAUAAAAGCAUAAGCUUUGUGACUUGAGGUGGUGAACUUCUUUUCAUGAUGUAGGAGAAGCUGAAUGUAUAUAUUUAUGAGAGAAAUUGUUUAGCAGAUUUUAGGUUUGAGGGAAUAGAAUAUCCACAGAAACUAGGCCAAAAAAAAAAAAAGCUUUUUAGUCUCUAAAAUCCAUUACUGAUGAUUAACAUUAAAAUACUUAUAACUCUUAGAAAGGGGCAUUACUAUGACUAUUUAACUUGUUUGUGUUGAGACAUUUAUUUGUGAUAUAGUUACAGGGGACCCAGUUCCAAUCUCCUUGUUCAGGAAAAAUUAAUACAUUUCUAGAAUAGUGGUUUGAUUUUAAUUGUAUAACUAGUAACUUUGGGAAUAUGUACACCCAAGGUGAGUAUGACGGGAAUGUAUAUGUGGGAUGUGGCCCAAUGAGUUUAAGCCCCAAGAUACAGCUAAAUACAUUUAUGAUUUCAUAAAAUCUAGUUUAGAUAGUAUUGUGAAUGCAAUUUCCAAAAAUCCGUUUGUACUUAGAGUAAAUAUAAUAUUUAGGAGAUGUUUUGUGGUUUGGAUUUAUAUAUUUAUAAGGUUUUUAGAAAUGUUCAUUUUGUCUGAAAUGUAACAUCAGAUAAACUGGUGACUUAUCCUAUGAUGAGAUUUCUAGAAAGCUCUGGACAUGGGUACUAUGUAUUUUGCUUAUUUGUAAAAUGUCUGCAGUGCUAAAUUUGUGUCUCUCUGUUUAUUGUGAUAGUCUUUUUAACAGCUGCCAGUUAAGUUAAUUUGGUUUUAAAGAGUUUUAAAUGUAUGACAACAAAAAACUCUUCAUGCUGUUGAAUGAAGAAAGGACCGUGCUUCAAUGUCUUAUUCACUGUGAUAA
This is a messenger RNA of Equus quagga, 3140 nucleotides long. RefSeq names its product ring finger protein 182 (gene RNF182). The transcript has a single exon. The record is from RefSeq and is a predicted model, not a curated record. Bases 202 to 945 code for a protein of 247 amino acids. Lineage: Eukaryota; Metazoa; Chordata; Mammalia; Perissodactyla; Equidae.